AUGAAUAAGAAAAAAAAUAAAAUUCUUAGUGAUCGGGAGGUGGAAGAAAUCGUCAACAACCUUUCCGAUUUAUCCGAUCUUGAUUCCGACGAUGAUGUUUAUUAUCAGACAGCACCUGUGACCAGCCCGGCAGAUUACUGCAAUUUGCCUGAAGAUAUUAUUAUUGAAAGGCGUCUUGAAGAGCUUUUCGGUGUUCGAGAAAUAUCGGAAGAAAAUAUAGAUAUUGUAGACCGAGAACUAUAUUCAGUUAGUUGUCUAAAAGAUAUUUUAGAAGAAAAUUGUCCUGACAGUAGUGUGGGUGACACAGCAGGACAAUUAUCUGGUGAUCAACUAACAAAAGCAACAGAUGAACAUAUGCAAGAAGAAAGGGGACAGGAUCUUACUGAAAGAGAAAUUGAAAUACAGCAAUGUUUUGAGGAGAUUUAUGAAGACAAUCAUCCAAUUCAGGCAGAUGACACAAAUGCUGGACCGUUAAACAUAAAUUAUUAUGAAACUGAAAAUCAAACAUUGCAAUGUCAAAGAAUUGUCAAUGUAUCCAGAACAAGACAACCACGAGAGUGGAAAAUUGAAAAGGAAAUACAUAGUGUUCCAGAGUUUAUUAAUCCCAUUCGUCCACAAUCAACAUAUAAUCACAAAACUCAGCCAAUUUAUGUUUUUGAAAAGUUUUUCCCGGAGUAUCUAGUACAAGUUAUAGUAGAACAAAGUAAUAUAUACGCAGCACAGAAAAAGAGUAACAAUUUUACACCUAUAUCAGCAGAGGAAUUGAAAGCAUACUUUGGAAUAUUGAUUAUGAUGGGUCUCAACCCUUUGCCUGAUAUGGACUUAUUUAAAAAAAUUACGGAGAACCUACAUAUUAAUAACAAUGAAAAUGAACCAGAUAGAAGCUCACCAGAUUAUGACAAAUUGUUUAAAUUAAGACCUAUGAUAACAGAACUAAAUAAAGUGUAUCAGGAAGAAACAGCAAAUUCGAGUCAUCAGUCAAUCGACGAAUGCAUGGUCAAAUUUAAAGGGCGAUCCAGUCUAAAACAAUAUAUGCCGAAAAAACCAAUCAAACGUGGAUUUAAAGUAUGGGCACGUUGUGACGCCAAAACUGGCUAUUUAUACACAUUCCAAGUAUAUACUGGGAAGGGAGACAACAUGGAAGACGAAGGACUUGGAUACAAUGUGGUAAUGAAACUUGCUACUGACCUUCCUGAAAACACACUGCUAGCAUUUGACAAUUUUUUUACUGGCUGCAACCUUAUGGAAGACUUGUACAAAAAGAAAAUUUUUGCUGUUGGCACUGUACGAGCGAAUCGGAAAGAUCUUCCAAAUAUAAUGAAAAAAUCACAGCCAAAACAUCUUAGGCUACAAAAAAAUCAGUUUGCAGCUGUAACUGCUAAACCUAUUACAGCCAUUAAAUGGCUUGAUACUAGAGAUGUUAACGUUCUUACAACUGCCCACCAUCCAACUGACACAGUAUUAGUAAAACGAACUCAGAAAGAUGGAACAAAGAAGGAAAUCCUUUGCCCCAAAGCUAUCGCUUGUUACACGCUCACUAUGGGCGGAGUUGAUCGUUUUGAUCAUUUCCGAUCAUCGUAUCCGAUCAACCGCAAAUGUAGAAAGUUCUGGAUGCGAUUGUUCUUUUUUAUGUUUGAUGCUUCAAUAAUCAACAGCUACAUCACUUACAGCACUACACACGUUGUGAAUACGCAUUCUCAUAGAGAGUUUAGAUUGCGAUUAGCUCGAGGGCUCGCGCCUUAUUAA
This is a messenger RNA of Maniola jurtina (meadow brown), 1746 nucleotides long. Its product is annotated as piggyBac transposable element-derived protein 4-like. Bases 1 to 1746 code for a protein of 581 amino acids. Lineage: Eukaryota; Metazoa; Arthropoda; Insecta; Lepidoptera; Nymphalidae. The transcript is spliced from 3 exons. The record is from RefSeq and is a predicted model, not a curated record.